Glarea lozoyensis ATCC 20868 is the source of this 939-nucleotide messenger RNA. RefSeq lists its product as uncharacterized. The record is from RefSeq and is a predicted model, not a curated record. Gene Ontology annotation, cellular component: Golgi membrane; mannan polymerase complex. The transcript is spliced from 3 exons. The coding region runs from base 1 to 939 and encodes 312 amino acids. Gene Ontology annotation, biological process: protein N-linked glycosylation. NCBI's taxonomy places the organism in Eukaryota, Fungi, Ascomycota, Leotiomycetes, Helotiales, Helotiaceae. Gene Ontology annotation, molecular function: alpha-1,6-mannosyltransferase activity.
AUGCAUCUAGCUUUACCGUCGAGGAAAUCCUCGAAUCCACCGCAGUAUGCGCCGCGGUCGCCGCGGUUUCCGACGAUCAGGAGAAGUAGGAUCCAGGCGAUGGUGAUUGGGAGUUUGGUGGUGGGCUCGAUACUAUGGUUGCUUUCGAGGCUGGUCGGGGGUGGGGAUGGGAUUCCAUCGGGGGUGCCGCCGGUGGUUAUUGUCACGGUGGUGGAUGAGGUUAAUUAUAGUAAGGAGUAUAUCAAGAUGAUUAAGGAGAACAGGAUAGGGUAUGCGAAGAAACAUGGUUAUGCCACUUUUUUCCCAACGAAUAAAGACUAUGAUCUAGGAGGAUCACCGACUUCGUGGGCGCGAGUUCCAGCGACGAGACACGCGUUGUCAAAGUUUCCAUAUAGUUCCUAUGUGUGGUACCUCGACCAAAACUCCCUCAUCAUGAACCCCGAACUCAAAGUCGAGACGCAUAUUAUGGACAAAAAGCGAAUUGAGAGCUUGAUGAUCAAGGACCAGCCAAUUGUGCCUCCGGAUAGUGUCAUCAAGACAUGGCCACAUCUGAAAGGGGAGAAUGUCGAGUUCGUCCUCACGCAGGAUAAGGAUGGUUUGGCGCAGGGAAGUUUUAUUCUGAAGAGGGGAGAUUGGAGCAAGUUCUUCUUGGAUACGUGGUUUGAUCCAUUGUAUCGGUCAUACAACUUUCAGAAAGCAGAUACUCAUGCCUUGGAACAUAUUGUCCAAUGGCAUCCAACGAUCCUGUCAAAACUCGUCAUUAUACCACAACGAAUUAUAAAUGCGUACGAACCAGAUCAUUAUACCCAGACAGAAGGAAAAUACAAGGACGGAGAUUUCGUAGUCCGAUUUGCAAACUGCGAAACCGUUGGACGAGAUUGUAUUCAGGAGGCCCAAAAAUACUCAAAGCAAUGGCGAACGAUAUUCAAUUCAAGAUGA